AUGUCCGCCUCGCUGGCACCAGAAUGCAACGAAGUAAAAGAACGAUACGAUACCUGCUUCUUAAAGUGGUACAGCGAAAAGUACCUGCGAGGAGCGGAAACAGACAACAAGGAGUGCGCGGAUCUCUUCAAGCAGUACCAAAAAUGUCUCGGGGUUGCACUCAAAGACAGGGGCAUUGACAAACUCCUCGACGACGCUCGCGAGGAUAACAAGGAAAAUGACGCAAGUGCUGGUGCCCAACAUGUCGUCAACUCGCCCCCUGAGCAGUCUUCACUGUUCGGCUGUUCGGGCGAGGCAGUCCUCUUGCCCAGAAAUGCAAACGAAAUAUACAUCGACGUGGUAUCUAUGCUGCCAGAGCGCCGACGUCCGUUCUCACAGAAAGUUCUCGGAGAAAACAUGUCCCCGAGAGCCACGCCACCCCCAAUCCAUCCGCUGUCCUCAACCGCAAACGUCGUUGUUGUUACUGCUGCUGCUGCUACCACCACCAGCCCCUGGGCAGAGUUGACGGCCUGCUUGAGAAAGUCCAUUGUCCGAGCGAGGAAGAAGGCAAAGAUCCAAAUGAUGAAUUCACUCGCAACGCCUCGUUCGGACGUCCCGCGGCCCUCCCCUCGGCCCUUAUCCAUCACCCCUCUUGGCUUGAUUUCCACCAGGCGCAUUGGGCGUCCAGCAUGGGAAUGGCGGCAGGGAAGGCUUUGCAGCCGAGCCAAAGAUGGCGGCAUUGCACUGUGGUCCUCGGGCUACGGCAAAAUCAUUGCAGCUAGACAAGCUCAAGAAGCUUUGGACCAGAGGGAAAUUGUUCAAGAGACAGAGAGCACGUCGCUGUCUUGCAUCUGGAAGCGCGCAAGCCUGCCGACCAACGGCGCCGGCCACGCCGCGCAGGAGCGCUGGGAUGCAAAGAGGUUCGCGAUGAAGCCCUCUUGGCUGAUUUUUCCGGGACAACUCAGAGUGCGCAAAAGAGGUCUCCAGAUGGACAUGGCCGCUGAUCUGUUGCAGCGCCAGCCUCGUCACCACAUCACACGUGACGACUUUUGCAAAGCUUCACGGACGCCGGACGCCCGGCACAUGGACUGGCCCACGGCCCACGGAAGCUUGUACAAGAGGAACGUUUGA
Messenger RNA from Metarhizium album ARSEF 1941, 1110 nucleotides. Its product is annotated as Mitochondrial distribution/morphology family 35/apoptosis. The coding region runs from base 1 to 1110 and encodes 369 amino acids. The record is from RefSeq and is a predicted model, not a curated record. Lineage: Eukaryota; Fungi; Ascomycota; Sordariomycetes; Hypocreales; Clavicipitaceae. The transcript is spliced from 7 exons.